Molecule: messenger RNA, 3614 nt
Organism: Neodiprion fabricii
Lineage: Eukaryota; Metazoa; Arthropoda; Insecta; Hymenoptera; Diprionidae
Product: juvenile hormone acid O-methyltransferase-like
Exons: 5
Coding region: 268-1098 (276 amino acids)
Source: RefSeq, a predicted model, not a curated record
AUAAUAAAUAUACUACAUAAUUUAGUAAAUUCAGAAUAGGCUUUUGCGUUUCUCCAAACGAAUUGAGCUAACCUACAAAAUUUUAUUGCGUACUUAAUGAGAAUGCUUGGUAACGACACUUUUGUGUAAUAAAUGUGUAGUAAAUUUGCAAACAUUUUAACAGUGUAGGUAGCCACAUCGCAUUGAGAUGAAGACAAAAAAACUUUUCAGCAUUUUUAUACAUCGCAGAACGUUGCUAGUAAGAGAAGUAAGUCUCACAGUAGAACGAUGUUCAAACCAGACCUGUACUCUAAAAUCAACAAUGAGGCGCGUCGUGAUACCAGCGACUUCAUCGAAGAAUAUUCUAAUGAAAUUGGCCAAAUGUCAGGACGGUGCCUUGACAUCGGAAGCGGUCCAUGUGACGUAGUCACCGAUUUUCUCCUUCCAAAAUUAAACCCGAAGUCUACCGUUGUCUGCUCGGACAUUUCCAAGCCCAUGUUGGACUACGCAAAGGAAAAAUACGGCGCCAACGAUCGGCUAUCCUUUCUCCAGCUGGACAUCGAGUCUCCGACGCUGGCCGAAGAUCUAGUUGAACAAUUCGAUCACGUUACGUCGUUCUAUUGUUUACACUGGUGCAAAGACAUGCGCCAAGCCUUCGAGAACAUCUUUGAUCUGCUGCGUCCUGGAGGUUCGGGCUUCUUGACCUUUGUGAGCGAUUUUCCUUGCAUGGACGCGUACAAGGUCCUGGCGGCUAUGCCUCGAUACCAGCGUUACAUGACGGAUGCGGACAGGUUCAUUCCCGUAUUUCAGCACGCCGAACAUCCACGCGAGAACCUGAAAAAAUUGCUUCGAGAGGUCGGCUUUGAGAUCAGCCACUGCAGUCGCAGAGAAAUAAGCAACAUUUACGACACUCCGAAUGAUUUCGGCAGAGUAAUGGCAGCCGUCAACCCGUUCAUUCACCGCAUGCCGGCUCAACUACAGCGAGAGUAUGAAGUAGAUUUGGGCAUAGAAGCGGCGAAGAACGGGAUUGUCUUCAACAAGGAUAACAAUGGUGGCUAUAACAUACUCUGCAGACAUCACAUGUUUGUAGUUUACUUGAAAAAAUCUUCGAUCAAUUAAUAGACAGCCAGAUAACCAACGAAUGUCUGUAUCUUGAUCUUUCUUCGUAUUCUUUGUUAUUGAUAAAAACGAUUACUUUCACUUAGAAAAUUGAAAAUAUAAUUUAAGCAGUAUCGCUCGUGCAGUUGGAGUAUGAAAACAUACACGAGAUCUAACAAUAAGUUUGGUGAAAAAUAGAAAAUGUACGUUUUCUCCAUCACUGCCUUGAUUGUAACGAGUAGCUUUCGCACUUUUGAAAAGAGAAAACGCCCUGUUGUCUUACUUUUGCUAGCUAUAUUAUGGUUCUAGCUUUUGAUUUUUCUUACUGUACUUGUAGGCUCCUUAUUAUCAUUUUACGAAUAAUCGUCAGAGCUAACAAUUACUUUUAUUAUUACUAGUUAUAUUAUGUAUCAUUAUUAAUUUUACUAUUAUUUUUAUCUAUUGAUUUCCAAAAAACAAAACCGUCAACAUGGGCCCUGGCAAUGAAUCUACCAUGAUAUAGAAUCCAUCCAACAGCCACCAAUAGCUUCACGACACCACCAAUACCUUAACACUCAAAGUAUGACUUGACGAACAAUCAAAUCUAGCACAUCAUUUUCUUCAAAAUUGGAAAUACAAGCACAAAUUUUGGGUCUCUCAGCAACUUGUUACUUCUCCAAAAGAUUCUCCUGAUUUUUCCGCGACCUCGUACAGCACAUCAUUCCUAUCCAUGUAUCUGAUUUACCAUAAUAUCUAAGCGUAAUUGCCAUUGCUUCUCAGUAUCAUCUUUAACGGAGAGUCUGUGAAUGUUUCGAGUAGAAUUAAAAUCUUUCCUAUAGAUCUGCUGAUGUUACUUACUUUACUUUUUAACGCUUCAUGUGUUCGUCGGGUAAGGUCAGAAAGGCCAACCAAGUUUAUUUAACCCUUUGUGGGGUUUGAGGCGACCUAUUUUAUUUUAUUUUUUUUUUUUUUAUUAUUAUUUCUUCGAUGUUUCGUGACUUUUACCUGUACUAAGGCGUUUUUCAGACUCUUAGGUUCCUUAAUGUAUUCAUUAUGAGAAAUUGGAUCAACUGACUUGUUUUGUUUUGAUUCUUAAAAGCAAUCAAUUUAAAAAAAUCAAUCUCUUCCGAAAAAAUCGGCUAUGGGUAAACGUAUAAAGCUAGAGGUUUGAAAAUUUUUAUAAAUCCUUUCUAUUCUUAGUACUAUUAUAUGUACAUAUAUGUUUUUUACAAAUUUUUGACACGCCAGUCUUUGCAAAAAGAAAAAUUUAUAAUUUUGAAUAACCCCAAAACCCAAUAACCUUAUAAUCAAAUGUGACAUAUCCAUGUUUUACGGUGCGCUGAGUACGUAAUACAAUUUUACACGAGGCAAAUGGCGAAUGAUUCCAUAUUCCAGCAUUAGAUGGCGAAUACAAACCCGCAAUCAAAAAUCAACUCUUGAAUACUUAUAACUAGAGCUAUUGUCGCAUAGAACAUUGUCUUUUCUUUGCGUUUUUUCCAUUUGAGUGGAAGAAUGAGAAAUCAUAAAUAAUCUAAAAACACGAAGAAAAAACAAAAAAGUAACUAAUUUCAUUCCAUGUCCACGUCGUUAGUCCUGGGUCACGCUGAAAGGGAGAAUAAGCGCCUUAUUUCAUUUUAUGUUCAGGACUUUGGAAAUGAUAGUCACGACCUUGGAUCCACCAUCUUGAAUAAUGCAAAUCUGAUGUCUGCUUCGUAAUCAGCGAUUCCAAAAACCCCCGGAUAUCAAAUUUGGCAUGAAUCGGUCGAUUUUUCAAAAUUUCGUCCGCCAUCUGGAAUUUCGCAAAUCUAAUCUCAGAUUCGUAAUCAGCGACCGCGAAAACCCUUUGGACCACUUGGACUCUGGUGAUUGGUUUUAUUUUUAAAUGUGCCCCUCAAAGGGUUAAUUAACGACAUUUCGGCUGGCCCAGCCAAUUAAUCAUUGAUUAAAUAAACUUUGUGGUCCUUUUUGACCUUACCCGACGAAUACGAGGAGCAGUGCACCUCAAGUAAUUAAUCAGGCCCUGAAACUGCCGUGUCCCUACCUCGUUCUGGCCAUUCUUGCAGUCCUCUGUUUUGUCCUUUUCAAUUUUCACUCAAGUAUCCAUUACCGGUUGUCCACAUCAUUUCCUACCCGUAUUUGAAGUAAAUAUAUUCAGUUUAUGACCACGUAUCACUAUUUACACGUUUUGAAACCGAUCCAAUUCUAUCAGCAUGCAUAAAAUACGUUGCCACCCCUGUGUACCAUUGGAUUGGAAAAUUCGGGUAAAUCCAAUGUUCUACAUUUGGAUCGGUAGACGGUAGAGUUGAUACGUACCGACAACACCUUAGUUUCUUCGUUGGGAAUUAUAAAAAAAGAUUCUGGAAUUUAACCAUCUGCCGGAGUAAGAAAUACAGCAAAAGCUUUUUUACAUUGUUAAGAUUCAUCACAACGCUGCAACGUCAAUCCAUGCCAGAUGUUAGAGUAAACGUGAGCUGCGUUUCUGGUCGUACAAUUGAGCUUGUGAUCACGACCAUUUGUACUACUUAUUAUAAUAUAUGAUCAUAUAUUUUUUAACUCAC